AUGGCCGAAUACAAAACUGCUGGUGGUAACGCAGCGUUCCACAACUACAUCAACGACUUCGCCCAUAUCACCGAUCCUCUUGAAAGAAGAAGACUGGCUCUGGAGAAGAUCGACAAUGCCAGCUUUGGAUGGUACCACGUGAGAGCGGUCAUGGUUGCCGGUGUUGGUUUCCUCACCGAUGCGUACGACAUCUUCGCCAUUAAUCUGGGCAUCUCCAUGAUGACCUAUGUUUAUUGGGGUGGCUCCAUGCCUGCUUCCACCAACACGCUUCUGAAAGUGUCCACCUCCGUGGGUACCGUUAUUGGACAGUUUGGAUUCGGAAUGCUUGCAGACCUGGUGGGAAGAAAGAAGAUCUACGGUUUAGAGCUGAUCAUCAUGAUCGUGGCUACCGUUUUGCAAUGUACCCUUGGCGAGUCCAAAGCCAUCUCCUUCCCAGCUAUUCUCACCUUCUACAGAAUCAUCCAGGGUAUCGGUAUCGGUGGUGACUAUCCGCUCAGUUCCAUCAUCACUUCCGAGUUCUCGACCACCAAAUGGAGAGGAGCCAUCAUGGGUGCUGUUUUCGCCAACCAGGGCUGGGGCCAGCUUCUGGCCGGUCUCGUGGCUCUUAUCUGCGUCGCUGCCUACAAGGAUGACCUGAUUGUCGCCGAGACGGCUUCCAGCUGCACGGGAAACUGUAUCAAGGCCUGCGACCAAAUGUGGAGAAUACUGAUUGGGUUCGGCUGUGUGCCCGGCAUGAUUGCGCUGUACUUCAGAUUGACCAUCCCAGAGUCCCCAAGAUUCACCUUCGACGUGUCCAGAGAGCUCGAAAAGGCCACCGCCGACAUUGCCAAGUUCACCUCUGGUAAGCACGGAGACGCAGACAGGGGUGACAUCGAGGUUCUUAAGGAGACCGAGCAGGCCUUGGGCGAGCAGGAGGAUUUGGGACCACCAAAGGCCACUGCCAGAGACUUCUUUAGCCACUUCGCCAAGUGGAAACACAUGAAAAUCCUCAUUGGUACCGCUGGUUCCUGGUUCAUGCUGGAUAUCGCAUACUACGGUUUGGGUCUCAACACUGCUUCCAUUUUGCAGACCAUUGGCUACGCAUCCUCCAAGAACGUCUACUACUCGCUUUACAACCAGGCUGCCGGUAACCUGAUUCUUAUUUGUGCUGGUGCCAUCCCAGGUUACUGGUUCUCCGUUGCCACCAUCGACACCAUUGGAAGAAAAAGCUUGCAAUUCGUUUCUUUCCUCAUUCUGACCGCCAUCUUCUGUGUUAUCGGAUUCGCCUACCACAAGCUCGGAGACAAGGGACUUCUUGCGCUCUACAUUCUCGCGCAGUUCUUCCAAAACUUCGGUCCAAACACCACCACCUUCAUUGUUCCUGGUGAGUGUUUCCCUACCAGAUACAGAUCUACCGCACACGGUAUUAGUGCUGCCGCAGGUAAGGUUGGUGCCAUCAUUGCGCAGACCUGUAUCGGCACCCUGCAAGACCACAACUGUGCCAAAGACGGCAAGGAGAAGAACUGUUGGCUGCCACACGUUAUGGAGAUAUUUGCUCUCUUCAUGCUGCUUGGUGCUGGUACCACCGUUCUUAUUCCUGAAACCAAGAGGAAGACUCUUGAGCAGCUCUCAGAGGAGCUCCAUGGUGAGGUUGACGUUUCGAAGCACCAUCUGAGAGUAAACUCCUCCGACGAGGACGGAGAAAAAAUUGUGUAA
Molecule: messenger RNA, 1695 nt
Organism: Ogataea angusta
Lineage: Eukaryota; Fungi; Ascomycota; Pichiomycetes; Pichiales; Pichiaceae
Exons: 1
Coding region: 1-1695 (564 amino acids)
Biological process (GO): phosphate ion transport; transmembrane transport
Cellular component (GO): membrane
Molecular function (GO): phosphate transmembrane transporter activity
Source: RefSeq, a predicted model, not a curated record